Messenger RNA from Effrenium voratum, 3429 nucleotides. NCBI's taxonomy places the organism in Eukaryota, Dinophyceae, Suessiales, Symbiodiniaceae. The record is from the annotation of a GenBank genome assembly.
AUGCUUUGGAUCGUGGCCCUGGACUUCCGCCCCCGUACGGGUGGUGGCCAGUACGGGUCUGCCAUCAUCGAGUCCUUGAAGAAUCACGAGCCGGUGGAGUGCCAGGAUUGGCCUGAUGUCACCGUGAUCUUCGUGCAAGUCUGCGACUUCUCCAGGAUCUGCUCGGUGCUGCCGCCCACUCUGACGGUGGAGGUCUUGGACAAGGUGUUUCAGGAGUUGGACCGCUUGAGCGACCUACUGAAGGUGCACAAGGUGGAGACGGUGGGGGAUGUGUACAUGGCCGUGUCGGGCUGUCCGCAGGAAAUCGCCAACCACGCGGAUGUGGCGGCCCACUUUGCCCUAGCAGCGCAGUCCAGCAUGAUCAGGAUGCGCGCCCGGGACCUGGCGCCGCAGGGCGUCAAGGGCCGGCGCCUCUCGAUGGUGCUGUCGGACCAGAACGUAGAACUACGCAUCCGCAUCGGCUUGAACAGCGGCCCUAUCCGCGCCGGUGUGGUGGGGUUGGACAAGCCCCGGUACAAGCUCUUCGGGGAUACCGUCAACACGGCCAGCCGAAUGGAGAGUACUUCGGAGCCAGGACACACCCAGAUGACGGAGGCAACCCGUGCCCGGCUCAGCGAUAUCUUUCACGCAGAGGAGCGUGGAGAGGUGCAAGUCAAGGGCAAAGGCUCUUUGAGGACAUUCUAUCUUCAGGGCUACAGCAUGAUAGACUCGGACACUGCAAGAGCGUCGGAGGAGUCUGUGACCAUCAUGGUAGUGCAGAAGGCGCGAUGCGAUCACUCCCCGGACAGCGUCUUUGUCCCAGGAAAGGGGCGGCUGCGCCGCGCGGCGGGCGUCCUGCAGGAGUUAGUCGCAGUGAUGCCGGACACCAGCCAGGACAUCAUGAGCUUUCGGACGACCUUGACCAACAAGUCCUUCCGAUGGAAGCACUGGAUGGAGACAAAGCUCCUGAUGGUUCCAAGCUCCUCCAAGAGCCCAGAGAUGCUGCUGAGGCUUCGGCACGACAAAGCGGAGUACAAGCAUGAGACGUUGGAGCGGCAUCUGUUCUUCGCCCGGACUUUGGUGAUCGCCUGGCACUUGCUGCUGGCAUCCACCGCCACCUUGGACUAUGCCUUCGACAUCGCCUCAAGUGACGUGACGACACCCCCUCAUCCCCUCGCAUGCCGAUUCGCCAUGAAGCUUCGCCUUUUACCCGCGCUGCUGGUGCCGCUGGUCCCGGCGGAGGGGGCCUUGUCCAUCUCCUCGGGCUACGAGACCUUCCUCACGCAGAUCCGCACGCGCAUUGUCUGCGCAGAGGACGACGUCUACGAUGAGGCCGCACUGGUCAAGCCCUGUGACUCCAUGAAGGACGGGCCCUUCUGCCGUGGUCUCCCUGAGUCUGGCACGGCACGGCACCGGCCCUUCACAUUGGACAGCAUCGUGCCGCAGCACCUCUUUGGGGACCCCAGGGCUGCCUUGGAACUCGAGGAGGGGGCUGUGGACGCAGACACCCAGGCCACAAAGCAGGCCAUCCAGGUGCUGAACCGCUUCCUUGAGAAGAACUCCGUGAAGGAGUCCAUGCCGAGCUCCGCCUGGGAGGGGCGCCUGGAUUUCCGGGGCCUCUGGGGCGGCUCGGCGCCGCGGGGCUUCUCGGCGGGGCUGCCGCCGGAGGUCUACGCCACCUGGGAGGGCGCCUGGCAGGUUGUACCCGCCGUGGAAGGCCCUGGGGACUGGAUGAGCAAAGCGAAGCGGAAGCCGCGGGUGCAAGCGGCCCUCCGGCUGAACGGCGCAAUAGGCGCUGUGCGCUUCUCCCGGCCGGUGGUGGUCCGCAGCUUGCAGCUGAGACCCGAGGCCGAGGCGGAGGAUGACCUCGUGGUGCUGGGCCGAAUUGGUGGCAUGGAGGUCUGGCGCCACGCCUACCGGCGCAAGGACCUCUCAGUGCCCCUUUGCGGCACCGGCGACCUGGUGCUCGGCAGGUGGGAGGGUGGCGAGCAGCUGGGGCAGUACUACUACGCCCGGAUCCUGGCACCCCACACCUUCGGCGCCACGGUGAUGUGGUUGGACCACGACCCGACCCACCGCCUGGUGGUCUGGGAGCAUCUGCUCACCCCGGCGGGCAAGCCCUGCGCCGAUGCCGACGGCUCUGACUCCUUGCGGCCCAACCGGCUCUGGCGGGAUGUGGCGCGGCGCACCAAGGCGGUGGACGAGGUGGCCUUCCUCUCAAGACUCGCGGAGUCCGGAUCCGAGCCCCAAGUGGGCGGUUGGCUGCUGGGGCGGCUGCACCUGGCGGCGGAGCGGUGGAAGGCGAAGAGCGACUCGGUGAACGAGGCGGCGGUGCGGCCGCCCGCAGGCACCACCAGCCGCGUGGUGCAGGUGCUGCCUGGUCCCCAUGCCACCAUGGAGGAGGCUUCUAGCGCUGCGGUGUUCUACAACGCGGACGACAUGUUGGAGCGGGGCCUAAGGCUGAAGAGCUGGAGCCGGCGGACGCUGGUGGAGCCCCAGGCCAAGGUACAGCAGCGGCUCCAGCUGAGCGCCUUCCGCUCGGUGGAGGGGCUGAAGCAGGUGGUGCGCGCCCUGAUGCUGGACGUGGGAAGGCCGUCUUUGAAGCUGCCUGCCCACAUCAGCGAAGCCCGCGUGCUGCGUGAUAUGGAUUACCUGGUCACUGCCAUGAACGUGGGGCAUCUGCAGCCUGAGGAUCAGGAGAAGGUGGUAGAGCGGUACAAGCACUUCGAGGUCUUCUUCUCAGAUCUCUGGGACUGGCGAGCUGGGGCUGACUCCUUGCACGUGCUCUACGAGCUGUGGAUGAACGCGCCCAAGAUGCACGCGGAGGCCGUGGAGGUCUUCCAGGAGGGCCAAAGCUGGCAGGGCUCCUACUACUGCACCCAGGGCCGCACGGAGUUCCGACUGGACAUCACCGAGAAGACGCCGAGAGGUUCCGAGAGCCCGGAGCAGGUGAGGGCGGAUCUGACCUUCACCAUCGUCAAGAGCAGCGGCAACGUCACCGGGAUCUACGAGGUGACAGGACAGCUGGAGCCUUCUGGCCGCGUGCUGAUCCUGGAGCCGGUGCCGGACUCCUGGAAGGCGCAGCCCAAGAACUUCGUAAUGGUGGGCACCCAGGGCAUCGUGUCCAGCAGCGACGACGGCACGGGGCGCUCCGUGUACGCCGGCAUGGUGCCCAUCUACGGCUGCGACAGCUUCGAGCUCUUCUCGGAGGCCAAGUCCCCGGAGCGCCCACCGCUGUGGCAGAACAAUCCCUGGAACGGCGCCUUGCUCAGGCUGAGCCAGGCCAUCGACGUGAAUCGCCAGGUUUGGCGGAGAAUACUGAAGAGGCUCAUGGCCGAGAAGCCGGCCAAGGCCCAGAAGGUGAAGCAGAUCAUGGAGCUGACCCCCAAGGGCCUGGUCAAAGUGGAGGUGACGUCCGCCAACGAGUUCGUGCUGAAGCUGAAGCGGUGA